AUGUUCCGGGCUGGUAAGGACAGGCUCUUCAAGGGCACCAUCCAGGGUGCCCUGCAGAGGCGGGUGCUGAGCUCGGCCGCGUUCGAGCGGUGCUCGCUGGGCGGCUCGCCACCCCGGGUCCGGGGCCUGAAGGCGUUCCGCGACGAGAGCAUCCUGGGCUGCAAGGACUCCGUCGAGCUCGCCAUGGACAUGGACUUCGAGGGCAGCGAGGUGGACAUCUCCCUGAGGCUCACCCCUGGGCUGUCGGUGGGCGUCUCCCGGUUCAGCAUGCGGGGCACCUUCUGCGUGGUGCUGCGCAACUUUGUGCCGAGCGCGCCUCUGAUCUCCGGCUUCGCAUUCUUCUUCAUGAACCGUCCGAAGAUCUCCGUAGCUUGGUCAGGAGUGCUGCACGCGCUGCCCGUGCGCCUGGAUGCCGUCCAGGAGAUUAUAGAGACGCAGUUCGCUGCGCACAUUGUCCUGCCAAAUCGUAUCGCCGUCCCUCUGGUCAGCAGCCUGCCCUACUACGCCCUGAUGUACCCGCCUCCAGACGGCGUGCUGGAAGUGGAAGUAGGGGAAGCGUUGCACGUCGGCGGCUCUGAAGUGGCGCUCUCAUCGAAUGUCCUCGGGAAGCUACUGGCAGGCGGCGCGGACAGGGUCCGGACAGUCUACGGCGAGUUCAAGGUGGGGACGCAGGAUUGGACCUUGGAGCGUCGCGAGUUGGGCUGCGAGCGCGUCUCAUGGGGCCAGGCCCACGCUUUCGUCGUGGACAAGGUCCACGGACAGAGGCUGCUCUUCGAGCUGUGGGGAACUGGCGGCAAGGCCCACCAGCAGCGCCGCCUGCUGGCGACCCUGGAGCUCAGCGCGGCAAGCCUGGUGAACAGCUCGCGCAGGGCGAUCCACAUGCAGGAGUGGCCCCUGGCAGUCGCGGCGGGUGUGAGCCUGGACAACCCCAGCCUGACGAUGAAGGCGACCUUCCGAUGUUUCGUUCCCCUACUUCUGUGCCAGCACGCCCAGCGGGUCUGCGGCCUUCUCCCCGGGGCCCCGCCUGGUCAACGAGGCCAGCGCCGUGCUGCUCGUCACGCUGGACAGGGUGGAGCAGCUCCCUGA
This is a messenger RNA of Prorocentrum cordatum, 1086 nucleotides long. Lineage: Eukaryota; Dinophyceae; Prorocentrales; Prorocentraceae. The record is from the annotation of a GenBank genome assembly.